UUAGUGCAGUUUCAUCUGCCCUCCAAACCCUCGCGUUUUCUCUCUCUCUUUUUUUUUUCCGUCUCCGUCUCCGUCUCGUCGCUCUCUCUGCGUAACGCGCCGCCUCGUGCUCCGGCGGCUACUCAUCGGAUCCUUUCCGAUCAUCUAUCCGGUUGUGCGUUGUGAUCUACUGGCCUUUUUUGAGUGUCUGAAGAAUCGGCGUUCAUUGAUUCCUUCUUAGGGUUUGAUUCUCAAUAACAUCUGGAGGAGAGGGAAGUGAGAGAUAAAAAAGGCAAAAAAUAUAUUUAUUCGACGUUUAUUCUUUUAGGAAAGAAGUGAAAUUAUUUCGAGUAUGGCGGCUCAGGUGCAAGCUCAACCUCAGAAUGCCAUUUCGGGCAUCAAUCCGGCGGCGAAUGGUGGGGCCAAUCAGUUUGUGACUACGUCUUUGUAUGUCGGAGAUCUGGACUUGAAUGUCACGGAUUCGCAGCUUUAUGAUAUAUUUAAUCAGGUGGGUCAAGUGGUAUCGGUUCGGGUUUGCAGAGACUUGACGACCCGGCGAUCUCUCGGUUAUGGUUAUGUCAACUACAGCAACCCACAAGAUGCUGCUAGAGCACUGGAUGUGCUGAACUUUACCCCUCUUAAUGGAAAGCCUAUUAGGGUUAUGUAUUCUCACCGUGACCCAAGCAUUCGGAAAAGUGGAGCUGGAAAUAUAUUUAUCAAGAAUUUAGACAAAGCAAUUGACCACAAAGCUUUACACGAUACAUUUUCUGCAUUUGGUAGUAUCCUGUCUUGCAAAGUGGCUUUAGAUUCCUCUGGUCAGUCAAAAGGCUAUGGUUUUGUGCAAUUUGAUAACGAGGAUUCUGCUCAGAAAGCCAUUGAGAAGUUGAAUGGUAUGCUGUUGAAUGAUAAGCAAGUUUAUGUAGGACCCUUUCUUCGUAAACAAGAAAGAGAUGGUGCUGCUGACAAAUCCAAAUUUAAUAAUGUAUUUGUGAAAAGUCUUUCUGAGACAACUACUGAAGAAGAUUUAAACAAAGUUUUUUCUGAAUUUGGGACAAUCACUAGUAUUGUGGUGAUGAGGGAUGCUGAUGGCAAAUCAAAAUGCUUUGGAUUUGUUAAUUUUGAAAAUGUUGACGAUGCUGCUAGGGCAGUUGAUGCUCUUAAUGGGAAGGUAUUUGAGGAUAAGGAAUGGUAUGUUGGGAAAGCACAGAAAAAAUCUGAAAGAGAAGUUGAAUUGAAACACCGAUUUGAACAAACUAUGAAAGAGGCAGCUGACAAGUACCAGGGGGCAAACUUGUACAUUAAAAAUUUAGAUGACAGCAUUGGUGAUGAUAAGCUUAAGGAGCUGUUUGCUUCAUUUGGCACUAUCACGUCAUGCAAGGUCAUGCGUGACCCUAAUGGAAUAAGCAGAGGUUCUGGAUUUGUUGCAUUCUCAACUCCUGAAGAGGCAUCUAGAGCUCUUUUGGAGAUGAAUGGCAAAAUGGUCGUUAGCAAACCCUUGUAUGUAGCACUUGCACAGAGGAAGGAAGAUAGAAGAGCCAGGUUGCAGGCUCAGUUCUCUCAAAUACGGCCAGUUGCCAUGGCUGCUUCAGUUGCCCCUAGAAUGCCAAUGUAUCCCCCUGGUGGUCCAGGUCUUGGACAACAAUUGUUUUAUGGUCAAGCUCCUCCUACAAUCAUUCCCUCUCAACCUGGCUUUGGUUAUCAGCAGCAGCUUGUUCCUGGUAUGAGGCCCGGUGGAGGUCCAAUGCCAAAUUUCUUUGUUCCAAUGGUUCAGCAGGGUCAGCAAGGCCAGCGCCCUGGUGGCAGACGUGCAGGAGCUGUCCAGCAAUCUCAGCAGCCUGUUCCAAUGAUGCAACAACAGAUGGUACCUAGAGGGCGUGUCUAUCGCUAUCCUCCAGGAAGAGGUUUGCCUGAUGUUCCUAUGCCUGGUGUCGCUGGAGGCAUGUUUUCUGUUCCAUAUGACAUGGGUGGUUUGCCGAUGCGGGACGCGGCGCUCUCUCAACCUAUCCCAAUAGGUGCUCUGGCUUCUGCUCUAGCAAAUGCUACUCCAGACCAGCAGAGAACAAUGCUGGGGGAGAAUCUUUACCCACUUGUGGAACAGUUGGAGCCCGACAAUGCAGCCAAGGUAACCGGCAUGCUCCUGGAGAUGGACCAGACCGAGGUUUUACAUUUACUCGAGUCGCCAGAGGCUUUGAAGGCCAAAGUAGCUGAGGCUAUGGAGGUCUUGAGGAAUGUGGCAGCAGCAGCUCAGCAGCAGCAAGCUGGCAACGCAGCUGAUCAGCUAGCCUCUCUGUCGCUGACCGACAACCUCGUAUCGUGAGUUGGUUAAUAUGUUCAUACAGCUCUCUCCCCGAUUCAUGAAAUGGAACCUGUAGUAGUUGUGAGAUACGAUUGACUGUUUAUUUUCGUGGAGGCACGGUACUUGCAUUUGUUUGUACUGGGUUUUUAUCUCCUGAAGAUUGCUGACAUUUUGGAUGUUAGUUUUUUUUUUUUUUUUUUGGCUUUGGUAGCUUUUCUACUUUUAUGGUACUCUUUUUUUCCUUUUUUUCCCCCUAGGGUGAAGGUCUACUUUUUUUGACAUUAAUCUGAGGUAAUGCUACUGUCUUCUGAUAUAUGUUUUGCCUACCCUGAACUCUUCCUUA
Molecule: messenger RNA, 2618 nt
Organism: Momordica charantia (bitter melon)
Lineage: Eukaryota; Viridiplantae; Streptophyta; Magnoliopsida; Cucurbitales; Cucurbitaceae
Product: polyadenylate-binding protein 8
Molecular function (GO): RNA binding
Source: RefSeq, a predicted model, not a curated record